Calypte anna (Anna's hummingbird) is the source of this 1008-nucleotide messenger RNA. It is a transcript of the gene HTATIP2, whose product is annotated as HIV-1 Tat interactive protein 2. Gene Ontology annotation, biological process: import into nucleus. The coding region runs from base 18 to 722 and encodes 234 amino acids. Gene Ontology annotation, cellular component: cytoplasm. The transcript is spliced from 5 exons. The record is from RefSeq and is a predicted model, not a curated record. NCBI's taxonomy places the organism in Eukaryota, Metazoa, Chordata, Aves, Apodiformes, Trochilidae.
AGCGCUCCGCCCUCAGCAUGGCGGCGGCGGCAGAGAGCGGCAGGCACCGGGCCUGCUUCGUGCUGGGUGCCUCUGGGGAAACGGGCCGGGUACUGCUGCGGGAACUGCUGGCCCGGCAGCUCUUCACUCGGGUGACUUUGGUCGGACGGCGCCGGCUGAGCUUGAGCGAGGAGACGGGAGCGACCGUGGAGCAGGCGGUGGUGGACUUUGAGCGUCUGAACGAGCACGCUGCUGCCUUCCGGGGACACGACGUCGGUUUCUGCUGCCUGGGCACCACCAGGGCCAAGGCCGGCGCAGAUGGCUUUGUCCGUGUGGACCGGGACUACGUGGCCCAGGCAGCAGAGCUGGCGCGGGCAGGGGGCUGCAAGCACUUUGUUCUGCAGUCCUCCCGGGGGGCAGACCCCGGCAGCCGCUUCCUCUACCUCCGUGUGAAGGGAGAAGUGGAGAACCUGGUCCAGGCUGUUGGUUUUGAUCGCUGCACCAUUCUCCGGCCGGCGGUGCUGCUGUGCAAGCGUCAGGAGUCCCGCCCUCUGGAGUGGGUGGUCCAGAAGUUCCUGGGUGUUUUGGCUCGGGUCUUCCCCACUGCUUACUCUGUGCCUGUGGAAACAGUGGCCAGGGCUAUGGUGGCCACGGUGCUGCAGCCAGGCAAGGGGAGGGUGGAGGUGCUGGAGAAUGGGACCAUUCAUGAGCUGGGAAAGGCAGUGCCAGAGCAGGGCACGUAGAGCAAAAGGGAAGGGCAGGAAAAGAGCUUGGCUCACCAUUCAUAUGUCUCCUGGGCCCAGUACGGACACGUUUGUGGAUGAGGAGUGGGGUGCUUGCAUGGCUAAUGUGGAGGUAGAGGUGCACUUCUUUGCAUGACUGCUGAUUCUCCCAAGUGAUGAUAAAAAGCAGGUGCUGGCUGGUGGAUAAGGAGAAAUGUGCUCUGCUCUCUGGAUCCAGCAGGCAAAUCCAAGUAAAACUGGUGCAAUCCUGGGAAUUUCUUGAAUUCAGGCCUUAAAUAAAAUCCUU